Molecule: messenger RNA, 1231 nt
Organism: Suillus fuscotomentosus
Lineage: Eukaryota; Fungi; Basidiomycota; Agaricomycetes; Boletales; Suillaceae
Exons: 4
Coding region: 1-852 (283 amino acids)
Source: RefSeq, a predicted model, not a curated record
AUGGCUCUCAACUCUCAGGGAAUCCUUGCAGCGGUGACCAUCGCAAUGUAUAUUCCCUUCCUGUUCGUUUCUCUCAGGUUGGUGAUGAAGUACGGAAUGUCGCGAGGUGAUGGUUGGGUCUUGUUGUUGGUGUUCAGCAUCAUCCGGGUAUUGGGUGGUUCUUUGCUUGUCGCAGCUGAGGAUAUCACGCCCGCAAACACUUCGCUUUACAUCGGCGGCUAUGCCUUAGAGUCAUCUGGCCUAUCCCCACUGUUGCUUUGCACGCUGGGUCUGUUGCACUCGAUGUUCCAAACUCCUGAUGGCUUUUCGAGAUAUAACAGACAAUUCCGCCUUCUUCAACUCCUUGGCACGGUCGCUCUCAUCCUUGUCAUCGUCGGUAUCUCCGAAGCGUCAAGUUCCAGCUCAAGCUCGAGUGCAAACACCAUGCGCAGGGCUGGUGCCAUCCUCUUUUGUGUCUUAUACAUUAUCCUUGUCGGCAUUUGCAUCUUUCUAUGGACACGAAUCCACUUUGUUUUGAGAUAUCGCAAGCAGCUCUUGAAGGCUGUCUCCAUCGCACUGCCAUUCCUGGCCAUUCGGACGCUCUACAGCGUCCUGUCCACGUUCUCUUCGAGUUCGUUCUCGAUAACCGAAACUAGCGAGCCCAACACUAGCGACCUGGCAAAAUUCAAUAUUUUGACGGGCGAAUGGCAAAUCUACCUCGUAAUGGACAUGCUCAUGGAGUAUGCCAUUGUGAUCAUCUAUUCUGUUGCAGGCAUCGUGCUUCCCCUCAACGAAGAUUACAAGUCUGCAGGUUCGUAUCAAGAUGAGUACCCCUUGAGUAAGCCUCAGAUGUCAGCACCGAGGCGCCAGUGAAUGAGAGUCGUGUCCAGUAACGAAGCGGUUAAUGGAUUUAAUAAUACCAUCCUCAUGACACAUCUGUUUGCGGGCUCACUCACCACCCGUAAAUAUGAAUACAAUAGACGUAACCGUGGUUCUCGAUUGAGCUAGCGCUGAUACAGUGCGCACUUUUACCAGCCAUACAUCUAGGCACAUACAAGUACUUAUGUCGAUGAAUGAGAUACUUACACAUGUCAUGCAGUUCAAAACUUGUCCGAUAUUUUAUUUGACCUCAAUUCACAUUUAAUUACCUGUCGACAUGACAGUUCGCUUUUGGGCCUCAGGCUCGUGAACGGGUUAAUGUAAUGUUAGCUAAAGCACCACUUACAAAGUUCAAUCCGACACUUCAAUAAUC